GAACCCUGACGCUAUUUAAGGCGCACUCUGAAUUUAAAUAAACUGUUGUUCUUUCUUUCUCUGACGUUAGUGAACUGCCUUCAAAACUGUUGCGUUUGCACCGUUGUGUGUUAUCAUACGUUACGCCAAUUUGAUCAGCAAGAAUAAUGCGGAUCUAUUUUAUCGUCGCUCUCUUUGGAGUGGCACAAGGUCAAGGUCAAUCAGCGAACAGUUCCUUCGACCCUUGUUCCGGAAUCCUGUGUGGACCCUUACCGACUUGCCCUGACGGCUCCGCCCCCAUCACUCCCCCCGACAUGUGCUGUCCGGAAUGCUCACCGAUCGUUGGAGCUUCAAACAUUCAGUCGGGAGGCGCGAUCCAACCCUUCGACAAUUGUCCCCCUUGUGACCCCUUACCGACUUGCGCGGACGGCAGCCUCCCCAGCAAGCCACCAGGCGAAUGUUGUCCGUACUGCCCACCGAUCGACGUCACUCCACCGUUUGACAUGCUUCCACCGAUUGACAUGAGUACACCAGGUUUCGACGUUUAUCCACCAGGCAACGUCGCUCAACCGAUCGACGUCUUUCCACCUAGUAACGUCAAUCCACCAGUCGACGUAUUUCCACCAGGCAACGUCAAUCCACCAGUCGACGUAUUUCCACCGAAUAAUGUCAACUCACCAAGCAUCGUCAAUCAGCCUUUCCCGUGAAUGCACCUUUGAGUACGAAUGCUAUAUGAAUAGUAGAUGUAUUUUUGUCUGUCGGUCGAUGCUACAAAUAUGUUUAAACCAAAUAUAUUGAUAUUAAAUGAUUAAUAAACAGACAAACUUUA
Molecule: messenger RNA, 808 nt
Organism: Dreissena polymorpha
Lineage: Eukaryota; Metazoa; Mollusca; Bivalvia; Myida; Dreissenidae
Exons: 3
Coding region: 147-686 (179 amino acids)
Source: RefSeq, a predicted model, not a curated record